AUGGAUGACACGAAGAAGAACCUUGCCCAGUCUGUUGGUGGCUCCACAGAGGCGGCCGAGCAAGCGGCACCUCGUGGUAGAAGAGUAUCACAAUGGGAAGGUCCUAACGAGGAAUUCCUGCAAAUGCUGAUGAAUUUGGGGAUAUCGAAAAACGCAGCUGUUAAGGUACCGUGAAAGUUGCUUAAGAUUUGUUCACGUGUCAUGUCAAGAUUUGCUCCGCCGCGAGGAAAACAAAAUUUUCCUCUCGAUAUGGAUUUUUAUUAGUCUCAGUUUCCUCAUGAAUUUUAAAAAAGAGUCUUGCCGUACUGUUUAACUUGUAAAAACGUUUAUUUGUUUAGAAAACUGACAGUAUGCAUAUGUCACGCGGCGAAGCCCCCCCCCGCCCCUUGCGUCGCCUCCAGGGAGGGGGGACUCCAUGUAAAAGGGCGUGGAUCAAUCUAGAAGUGGUUCAAGUGUAUUUGCCCUUUUAAUAAACGAUACCAAUCUAUUCCCCGCUAACAGAAGCAUUUUUCUCCAAUGUGUAGUUCCAGAAAAUGUCCAUACUCCCGCCACAGAAGGAUUGGAAAUUCCUGGGGGAUGGGGGGUUCUCAAAGGCCCCAAAAUUUAAGUAAAUGUAUGAAGCUUGACUGGAAUUUCCAGAGAGAUGGGGGGAUCUAAGGAAAAAUCCCUUUCAUGGGGGAGGAAUGGAUAAUUUUUGGAACCACACAAUUCAAGAGAAAAGAGGCCUGUGCUAGCAGACAAACCAUUCUUUUACAGAUAUUAAAAUAAUGGCUAUGGUAGUUGUUUUACACCUAAAAAUAAACCCUUGGGCCACCAGUUGAAUUUUCAGAUGUCAUACAAAAUGUCAUUGUUUGGUAAUUUUCAUGUAGAUGAAAGACUUCCACAGAUCAAUAGAAAACUUUUAAAUUAAUAUUUGAUAAAAUUAACAGGUUUCAUGGGAAUAAGGGUACAGUUAACACUUUUGAGUGAAGAGUGGAACCUGCAUUUGCUGUCAGUUGUUAUUGUUCUGUUUUAGUCGCAGGAGUGUUUUGCAAAAUAAAAUUUCAGACUUCCCAUGAAUUAACUCUUAUCAGAAAAUUAUCAGGGUAAUACACCAUCAGGGCUCGAAGUUAACUUUUUAGUGCACUUGCAAAGUUUUGCUAGUAAGAAUUUUUUCCACUAGCAAACUGGUGAGACCACUAGCAAAUUUUUUCUGUUUGUUUGGGGACAUGGAUGAUUCUAACCGACAAACGUUUUGCCAGUGGAUAUUUUUCUCACUCGCAGAUUAUCAAAGUGACUCGCAUAAUUUUUGGGAGUUUGCGAGCGUUAAUUUCGAGCCCUGACCAUACUUCAAAAUGAUAGCAAUUAAAUUUUUUGUUUAAUUCAUAAUUAGCUAAAUUAGCCAUCUUUGCCUCUAUUGCAUCUGCAAAACUCAAAUCAAGACAUUCUGGAUCCAAUAAUUUAUUAUGAAGAAAAAAUAAUAAGUGAAUUUCCCACCAUUCUGGCACAGGUAGAACCUGCGAGCAGAGUCACCUUCGAUCUUCCUAGAUGAGUCGGGAAGAGGAAGUUGUGUCAAAUCUCAAGGUUUAAUGAGUAACUCAGUUUGAAAGCGAGGCCGCCCGAGGCUUGGUUACAUUUCAAUUCGCAGCAUGCUAAAUAGGAAUUGUGCAGCCCACGAGCAGAGUCUCCUUGCUCUUCCCGACUUCUCUAGGAAGAUCGAAGAAGACUCUGCUGGCAGGGUAGCAUAGGUAAAGAUCUCGUGCUUAAUGUUGUCAAGUUGGUAAUAGGCAAAAUUUUAUGCAUUCCAGGGUCUAUUCAUGACUGAUAACACUUCUGUUGAUGCUGCUGCGAGCUGGGUGCUGGACAAUCAGCAUCUGGAGGAUUUAGAUGAACCUUUCAAGGUACAUAAAUAAUUAUUAUGAAGGAAAAAACAAUGGUCUGUUACCCUCAGCAGCAGAAUACAAGCAUAUGUGGUUUAGUUACUGUGGUAUGUGAACUCCCAGCAAGGGUACUCCAGAUUUCAAGUGACAAGGUUGAUCCAAGUAUUCUUUUGGGUUUCGAGUUUUCGAUUCCAGAAUUUUUUUAGGUAGGAAAAUUUGGCAAGUAUUGUCUUGGUGGCUUGAUUUAAGGCCCACAUAUCCCGGCCACAUUGUUCUGUAAUUAAAGUACAACCCAACUUGUUUUCCUUUCUGGAGAUUUUUAAGGCUCAAAAAUUCGAAGGAGGAUUUUUUUGGGCUUAAUUUUUGGUUCAGGGAUUUCUUUGGGUUUUGUUUGAACCCCUAGGGACUUUUUUGGAUUUAGAUUUUUGGCCCCCUUCAAACAUCCCUGUCACUUGAAAUCUGGAGUACCCCCCUCCCUCCCUCCUGAGGGUGUGUGCUGCAUGCAUACAAGAGUAAAAUACAAAAAUGUGGGUCUUAAACAAGAGUUGAUCUGUCAAUUUCCCAUUGUCAUAAAAUGAAUGCCAGAUUUUUCCUCUUGUUCCUUUCCCCGAAAUGUCGGAAAGGGCUUGGGGUUUUUUUGUCUAUAGGCGGUUUAUUAGGUCCCACAUCUGCGAGUGUCUGGUUUUGUUAGGUAACACAUUUAGACUGUAAGUUUUUUGUUCUGUUAAAUUUUUGUACUGUCAAACCCCACUUCAUGGACACCUGCUUUAUACAGAAACCUCAUAAAUUUAUAACAGACAGUUUGCUGUGCCCUAAUGGGAAAAAAAAGCCCAUACAUUUUUCUCUAAAUUCAGCCCACUAAAUACGGACCAUUAAUACUGACACUUUCUAUGGCAUUUUCACUUUUUGUUAUAUGAACAGGAUUUGACUGUAUAUAUCUUGCACUUUUAUUUUGAUGCCUAAAGAAUAAAUUUAUGUCUUGUCUGCAGCCAGGUAAAGAUGCCCCAGCGCUGGAAGCCCAUCCAUUUGCACACACGUUCCCUCUGGAUGAAAAGACCAUGAAAAGCCCUUACAAGAUGGUGUUUGUUGUCAACACAGAACUGAACAUGGGUCCUGGUAAAAUUGCGGCCCAGGUUGGCCAUGCUGCUGUUGGUCUUUAUAAGGAACUGGCCUCAAAACCACACAAGUAUGACUACAUGUUAUCCCAAUGGGAUGAUUUUGGGUAAGUUGUGAGAAUUCGUAGGCUGAUAUUAGGAUGUUAAGAAUGUUUUGUUUGUUUUCUUUUUCACUUUGUAAACUAGUCAGGCACUCCCUGAGGUCAUCGGUAAUCUACCAACAUAGCUAGUACUGCCUUGUUUUAAAUUUAAUUUAUGUCUGUAAUUACUCCUUUUUCCAUUUCAAUCUUUUAGAGGAACAAAAAUUGUGCUGAAAGGUGAAAAUUCAGCCCACUUAUUCGACUUAGAGGAUCUAGCUCAAAAAGCUGAGAUGCCGUACUAUCUUGUACAUGAUGCUGGAAAGACACAGGUGUGAACAUUGAUAUAAUUAUAUACUUUUUGUGCAAGUCCAGUCUAGACCAACUAAGUCCAUUCCUUGGUUUCAAAUUAACACUUUGCACAUAACAUUUGUUUCAUAAACAUUUGCCACGUUCAUCUCUUUACGGGAAAACAUGAACACAUAAUUGACCAGCUCCUAACGUCAGUGGCUUCAUAGCUUAGUUGGUUAGAGUGUCUCACUGGUAUUGUGAGGUCACGGGUUCAAAUCCUGUUGGAGUCCUGAAUUUUUUUCAGGCUUCUUAUGCAAUUGCAUAAAUUGCGUUCACAACUGCGAGGACCAUUCUUCAUUUGAUUUUGACAUCUACCUCUGUUUGUUCUUAUGAUAUCACCCAAACAGAGAGCUUCCUCACAGGCAAUUUUAUUCUGAGCCAGUGAGGGUAGGGCUGUACUCCUUGGGGCUAUUCCCUAUAAUGGCAUUAAUGGGGAGGCUCCGCCCAGAAGAGGUACCUUUUUCAGUAUCCAGUUAUGUGACAAGGUGGGGAUUUCACUAGCUGAAGUAUAUGAAACGAUAGGGAAAUCUCUCAUUUCAGUUUAGAGAUCGGAGAGGGCCAAGGGGGCUAGCAGAUGCAUUUUGUGGUAUGUUAAAGGUUGAGAAAAUAUUCUGGUUUUGUGAUAAUUAAUUCAUAUUUUAAAGGCAGUUUGCAAAGUUCUCAACUGGGUAUACAAAAGGAGUACAUUUUCUGUCCAAAAUGGUAUUUCAAAGGUUAAGGGGUUUGGGUUGGACCUCGGGACAAAGCCUCCCUAUAUACAAGUUUGUUGAGUACCACCUCCCUCCCCCUCCCAGUCACGGUCGGUUGGACACUCCCAGGAAAAAUCAGUUAAUCAGUUCUUGUAGUGUAUACAAAUGUCAAUCAUACACAUGCGUGUCUGAUAAUUACAUCGUGUAUCUUUUGCAAUGUAUUGCUUUGCUCACACACUGUAUUGCUUUAUUGCUUGAUUGCAGGUAGCGUCUGGUUCAUUAACGGUUAUUGGUCUUUUUGGUUCCUCAUCAGAAGUAGGGACUCUAACUGGGACAUUGUCAUUACUAUAGCUUCAGGUUAUUAUAAGAUAGUAGGAUCUAUAGAAGAAGAAGGGACUCUAACUGGGACAUUGUUAUUACUGUAGCGUAGGUUAUUAUAAGAUAGUAGGAUCUUUAUAAAGGUAUCUAAGAAGGUUUCUCUUGAAUAUCCUUUUACUGGUAACAAUCAGAUCUAUGUUCACAAUAUGAAACAAAGUCUGUCUGCAUAAAAAUUUUUACAAGAGUGGCCUUGUAAGUCUUUUCUCUCAACAUGUUUAUCCGCAAACUCACCAAUUGUCCACCUUUCGAGGGAUGCCAAAAGUCUCAUCCACAGUCAGAUCAGCUGUUGGUUCAAUGUUCUAAAAUGAGUUAGCGAAAUGCUACUAGUAAAGUAUUGUACAACCUUUCUUGGGAUUUGCUUAAGUAUGUGCCACCUUAAGCAACAACUUGUUAAGAUGGCCCUCUCCUGGUUGCACAGUUUUUUCUUUUCAAAGAAAAAUGAUGAAAUAAAACCUCCAUGAACUUGCAAUUGUCAGCAAUUAAGACCUUCAUAAAAUUCAUCAGAAAGCGCUCUAUUGUUUAAAGUUAUUUCAGUAAAGUUUUAUUAGAACAACAAAAAGUAUAUCCAUCUCCAUUUCUCAUGCAUUUGCAAACGGUAAUCUUCAGUUUGCUUUUUAAGUGUAAUGGCAAUUCAUUUCAUUGACUCAAGUUGUUGUUCUCAAUAAAUUAUUAUAAGAUACACUUUUCAUUGUGAGUUCAGUAUCUGAGGAUUUUUAUUCAGAGCUCUGGGUAAUGGCCUUAAUUGAGCAUGGAAAAGGGCUGUAAACGAUUUUCAUAAUCUAUCUAGAAAAUAAUAAAUAAAUAAUAAAUAAAAGAUUCAAAGACAUCCUUUAUUCAAACU
Porites lobata is the source of this 5310-nucleotide messenger RNA. NCBI's taxonomy places the organism in Eukaryota, Metazoa, Cnidaria, Anthozoa, Scleractinia, Poritidae. The record is from the annotation of a GenBank genome assembly.